This is a messenger RNA of Dipodomys ordii (Ord's kangaroo rat), 2516 nucleotides long. It is a transcript of the gene Asic2, whose product is annotated as acid sensing (proton gated) ion channel 2. Gene Ontology annotation, biological process: sodium ion transmembrane transport. Bases 124 to 1662 code for a protein of 512 amino acids. NCBI's taxonomy places the organism in Eukaryota, Metazoa, Chordata, Mammalia, Rodentia, Heteromyidae. Gene Ontology annotation, cellular component: membrane. Gene Ontology annotation, molecular function: ligand-gated sodium channel activity. The transcript is spliced from 10 exons. The record is from RefSeq and is a predicted model, not a curated record.
UGGCCUGAUGCUUGGCGCUGUCUCUCCUGAACGUCAGGGUUUAAGCAGAGCCCGAAGCCUGGGAAGUCUUUCCCUGAAACCUCAUCAAACCUGAAGCCAGUUGCAGAACUGCACAGGGUCCCCAUGGACCUCAAGGAGAGCCCCAGCGAGGGCAGCCUGCAGCCCUCCAGCUUCCAGAUCUUCGCCAAUACGUCCACCCUCCACGGCCUCCGCCACAUCUUCGUGUAUGGGCCGCUGACCAUCCGCCGUGUGCUUUGGGCCGUGGCCUUCGUGGGGUCCCUGGGCCUGCUGCUGGUGGAGAGCUCCGAGAGAGUGUCCUACUAUUUUUCCUACCAGCAUGUCACCAAAGUGGAUGAGGUGGUGGCCCAGAGCUUGGUUUUCCCGGCCGUGACCCUCUGUAACCUCAAUGGUUUCCGCUUCUCCCGACUCACCACCAAUGAUCUGUACCAUGCUGGAGAGCUGCUGGCCCUGCUGGAUGUCAACCUACAGAUCCCCGACCCUCAUCUCGCCGACCCCAUGGUGCUGGAGGCUCUGCGGCAGAAAGCCAACUUCAAACACUACAAACCCAAGCAGUUCAGCAUGCUGGAGUUCCUGCACCGCGUGGGCCAUGACCUCAAGGAUAUGAUGCUUUACUGCAAGUUUAAGGGACAGGAGUGUGGCCACCAAGACUUCACCACUGUGUUUACAAAAUAUGGGAAGUGUUACAUGUUUAACUCAGGAGAGGAUGGCAAGCCUCUGCUCACCACGGUCAAGGGGGGGACGGGCAACGGGUUGGAGAUCAUGCUGGACAUUCAGCAAGAUGAGUAUCUGCCCAUCUGGGGAGAGACAGAGGAAACGACAUUUGAAGCGGGAGUGAAAGUUCAAAUCCACAGUCAAUCUGAGCCGCCUUUCAUUCAGGAGCUGGGAUUUGGGGUGGCUCCAGGGUUCCAGACCUUCGUAGCCACACAGGAGCAGAGGCUCACCUACCUGCCCCCGCCGUGGGGGGAGUGCAGGUCCUCAGAGAUGGGGCUCGACUUCUUUCCUGUUUACAGCAUCACCGCCUGUCGUAUCGACUGCGAGACGCGCUACAUUGUGGAGAACUGCAACUGCCGGAUGGUGCACAUGCCAGGGGACGCUCCCUUCUGCACCCCUGAGCAGCAUAAGGAAUGUGCAGAGCCUGCCUUAGGUCUGCUGGCAGAAAAGGACAGCAAUUACUGUCUCUGCAGGACUCCCUGCAACCUGACCCGAUACAACAAAGAGCUCUCCAUGGUGAAGAUCCCCAGCAAGACAUCAGCCAAGUACCUGGAGAAGAAGUUUAACAAAUCGGAAAAAUAUAUCUCAGAGAACAUCCUCGUUCUGGAUAUAUUUUUUGAAGCUCUCAAUUACGAGACAAUUGAACAGAAGAAGGCGUAUGAAGUUGCUGCCUUACUUGGUGACAUUGGUGGUCAGAUGGGAUUGUUUAUUGGUGCUAGUAUCCUUACAAUACUAGAGCUCUUUGAUUAUAUUUAUGAGCUGAUCAAAGAGAAGCUAUUAGACCUGCUUGGCAAAGAGGAGGAUGAAGGGAGCCCAGAUGAGAACGUGAGCACUUGUGACACGAUGCCAAACCACUCCGAAACCAUCAGCCACACUGUGAAUGUGCCCCUGCAGACAGCCCUGGGCACUUUGGAGGAGAUUGCCUGCUGACACCCCUCAGGCUACCCAGCACCUCCAAAUAGACCUUAAGGCCCAAGACCUAGGACAGGGGACAGCAAGCUCAGGUGGGAUGGCCCCUGAAGACAGAAAGAAGCAAGAGCCCCCUAUGCACACAUUGCAAAACUUCUGCCAAACCUCGCUCCGGCCAUGUCUGACAUGAAGCGUCCCUGAGCCCCGCCGUGUGUCCUCGUAGGAGAGAUGAGUCACACUGGAACUGUCCAAGAACCAACCUGCCAUCACAUCUCACUGCCAGAUGUAUAAAGCACCUGCAUGCUCAGACUUCUUACAGCCAGCACCACCUCCACAUCUGUCUUGUACAUGAUACUCCUCCGUGUGGUCUCCAGCAUCUGUGCGGUGGGACCUGAUGCCAGCCCCUCAACAUCGCCGUGAGGCCAUGCUGGAAUCAACACUACACAGCCCAGAAGGAAGCCGCAGAACUCUCUAUGAUGUUCAAUUCCUGUGUCCUUUGUGAAGAUUCUUAACCUACCCAAGAACCCCCACUUCCCCCAAACUAGCCCCUGGGGGGGUCUGGCACCAAAGGUGACCAGUGCCAACCUCCCUUUCACCCCAGCGCCUGUGGAGGUGGCACAGUGGCCUGGGUGACCCCACUAUCCAUCCAUGGAGCCACGUUGUUCUGUGACACCGCUGUAUAGUCUGAUUCUUUUCAUUUUAAUUUGGAGGGGCUUUUUGUUUUUGUUUGUCUAUUGAAGAUCAUUUUGCUUUUGUUUUGUGGCUUUUCAUUUUGAUGUUCUGAGGUUUGGUUGUUUUUUUUUUCUUUCCUUUCCAUUUUCUUUGGAGUUUAUUUAUUCGUGCUUUGACUCACAGUCAUAUUAAAAGCUGGUCUU